Phlebotomus argentipes is the source of this 1726-nucleotide messenger RNA. RefSeq names its product prolyl 3-hydroxylase sudestada1-like. Gene Ontology annotation, cellular component: GPI-anchor transamidase complex; cytoplasm. NCBI's taxonomy places the organism in Eukaryota, Metazoa, Arthropoda, Insecta, Diptera, Psychodidae. The record is from RefSeq and is a predicted model, not a curated record. Gene Ontology annotation, molecular function: peptidyl-proline dioxygenase activity; iron ion binding; L-ascorbic acid binding. The transcript has 6 exons. Bases 69 to 1706 code for a protein of 545 amino acids. Gene Ontology annotation, biological process: attachment of GPI anchor to protein; peptidyl-proline hydroxylation; regulation of translational termination.
UUUUUUGGUUCAUUUGCGGUGCUAGACGUUGUUUUCUUUGUGAAGAAGUGUAUUUUUCUCUGUGAAAAAUGGAAAGUGAUGAUGGAAAAGCCCACAAAACUGAUAAUACAGAAACAGAUAAGUACCAAAUUUACGCUUCUGCUGUGUUCAUCGUGGUGAUCAUUGGCAUCGGCGUGCCGAUGUGGUGGAAAACGACUGAAGUUUAUCGAGUUUCUUUGCCAUAUGAAGGCAUCAAUGAACUGCAUGACACGCCAAUCAGACCAGUUUCCUCAAUUUUCAUCUACACCAAAGACAUUUCGAGGGCAAAUCUGUUGGUUGGAGAAUUGCAAGGAUACUUUCUGAACACUUCGCUUCUAACAGUAGACUUCAAGGCGAUUUCACUGUCUGAGGAUGAAGUUGCUGGUGUAAAAACUCCGGCCAGUCUUGAGAAUAAGAUCCUGCAGAGAUAUCCUGUGAAAGUGGGUGAAUUCCUCUUUGCUGAGUGGUCUCAACUGAGUGAGAAGGAAUCGAUUGUCGUGACUGCAGACAGGACAGCAUUUAUUGCACCUGGAACGACUUCAACGAAAAUUGCUCAGGUUCUGAAGACGUGGAUAUUCCAAGAGUUCAAGAUCAAGAGCAUCCUGAAUAGCAGGAAUAACAGUAAAGCGCUGAGGCACAAAACGGCCGCUCCUCAGUCGCACUAUGACAUCCUCAUCACUAUCAUGAAUCCACGUCCGGAUCUGCAGAAUGUGAAGUGGAAUGUUCGCUAUGCUGCCGAAAAUUAUAUUACUCCGUUUCUGAAUGAGAUCAGCGUCUUGUCGAACUUCACGCUGAAGACGCAGUGGAAAUAUCAAGUGCCUUUUCAGUACUCAUCCAAGCAGAUACACGACAACAGUACGCUGAAGAGGCACUUUGCACUGGACGAAGACUCGCUGCCGCACAUUGUGACAGCCGUGGAGAAGAACAUCGGUCACGAGAUAUCGAACAAUCCCUGCUUCCAGCUGGUCGUCUAUGUGCCGCCGUGCAGCAAGGCGCCAGUGUAUAUUUACAACAAGAAGCGCGAGCGAGCGACGCUGAACAACAUCGAUGCCUUCCUGUCGCCCAAGUGGGGCGGAAUUGUGAUUGCGAAUCCGGCGGAGCGCGUCUGUGUGAAGUAUAUGGAGGAUCAACAGAAGGUGGACGUUGUCAUCAAUUCCAAUGAGAUUUCCCUCACGCUGCUCUAUUUGCUGCGCAAACUGACGGACAUCGAUGUCGAUAUUCCCAUAAGCGAGGCGACCAUGACUGAGAUCACCAGCAUUUCUCCUCGCAAAUGGGAAGUUGAUGUGUACAUGAGAAACAGCGCGAUUCAUCUCAUCCAAUCCUCCAUCGUCACGCUCAGUUCCUUGACAAGUCUGCUCAAGGACAUCAGCUACAUUGUCAUCAAUGAUGCCGUCGGUCAGGCCGUCGAGGACUCUUAUCGCAAUAUCGUGAAAGCCUUGACGGCUCUCAAGGCCAACGAUCUGCAUUUGGCGGUGAAUUUGGCGAAGAAAGCACAUGAAGCCUCAGAAACGGCAUUCUUCGAUCCCAGUCUUCUGGCUCUGCUUUACUUUCCAGAUGAGCAAAAAUACGCCAUCUACAUUCCGUUGUUUUUGCCAGUCCUGAUUCCCGUGCUGAUGUCCAUGAAUGCCAUCAGGAAGUCCUGGAGCAAAAGGCAAGCGUCAGAAGCUGAGAAAUCAAAGACUGAGUGAUGAAAUAAAACCUCCUCGUG